AUGGUAUUCAGGAUCCCAUUCUACAAAGUUCUAGAAAGGAUCAGUAACCAACCGUAUUACAAAGCGCCAGAGAAUAUCCUUGGCGAGUUUAUAGGAAGGAGCCUUGGGAAGCAUUGUGCUUACUAUAAUGAGGAUAGGCACUUGACUCAAGGAUGUAGGGUUCUGAAGACACACUUAGAGGAUCUGGUCAGACAGGGUCACCUGAGAGACCUAGUAGAUGAGGCCGGGAUAAGGGAAGAGCAAGCAAGGCUAUUGCAUGCACCGGCAAGGCUAUCGCAUGCACCGGCAACACCAUCUCCACCACCGCCACUGCAGCAAGUAGAUGAACCUCGAGUGAUCAAUAUGACUCACUCAAAGGUCAAUGAGAAUGAUGUAUGUGGGAAGACUCAGAGGGUAAAGCAUCUACAGCAUGUGUAUCAGGUCCAGCAAAAGAAGCCUAGGACAAUGGUUUCUUUUACUGAGGCAGACUUGGAUAUGGUGCAACAUCCACACAACGAUGCCCUGGUGAUAACGCUAAAGAUUAGAGAGUGCCAGGUGAGGUGCAUACUGGUUGAUCAAGGCAGUUCUUGUGACAUCAUGUAUGUUAGAUGUUACAAGGAGCUUUGCCUUCACCUAGAUGAUCUGGAAUAA
Camellia sinensis is the source of this 630-nucleotide messenger RNA. Lineage: Eukaryota; Viridiplantae; Streptophyta; Magnoliopsida; Ericales; Theaceae. The record is from RefSeq and is a predicted model, not a curated record.